GCCUCAAAAAAUCAGUGGUUAGAGACAGUGACACUGACAGACGAACCCGACGCAGUGACAGUGUCAAAAUAAUUUUGACAGCAGCGUCCAAGACAACGUCAAAGGGGCCAGUCCAGUUGCGUCAAUUAGACGGAUGACAGCCCCAAGCGUCACUUGCCAACUAGCAACCACCGCACCGGGUUAUGAAGGCAAAUUUGGGUCAAAACCACCUGUGGCGCGAUUAAUAUGGAACCGCAGCACGAAGAUUGCCCAUAAAACCAGUACCGCGAUGGAAUUCGAAAGAUUUUCAUUAAUAAUCUAGGAAUGUAUACAGGUCCACAUUCCUAGCCCCAGUAGAUGGUACCGCGAGCAUGGUACUCGGCGCACCUCUUACUACUUCCCCCCUUCGGCUGCUAGGUGUUCCGCAAGAGAAAUCCGAGAGAGGUAUUACGCGAAAGGUCGUACCCGAACGCGAACCAUCUGAGAAACUGUUGGUGCCGAAGAAACGCCAUCGCGCGACUAUGGUGCAGUAGAACCACCCUGAGCGCGUCUAGACGAACCGAACGAACAAUGUCGCGAACGUCUUCCGUUGGAUGCAGGUGGAUUGUGCGGUUUUUCGUGAUUUUUUACUGUGCACUGAUCAGUGAGGGCCAUGUCGCUCUGGUUUUUCCGCCCGCUCGCAAGUACGACCUGGACUUUCUGGAUAGUUCCAGAACAAAAGCCCCAUGCGGGAUGCCCAAAGGAAAUGUGAAAACUUCGCUGCUGUCGGGGAGCAAAUUCAACGUCUCCUGGCACUUGGGCUAUCCGCACAAGGGCGGUUUUAAAAUUCAACUUUUGGACGAGUUGGAGCGGCCGGUGCUUGACCUGACCCCACGCAUCCAAGGCGCCGAGUUCAUCUCGAAUGAUGCCACGGCCCAAACCUACCAGGUUCAGCUGCCCACCAACUUCACCUGCGCCAAUUGCACCCUUAGACUGAUCAGGCAGGCGCUGGAAUGGGGCGCCCAAUAUAAAUUUUGGUCCUGCGCCGACGUCGACAUCAAAAUACGCAAAGAGUUUCGCGAAUCCUGCAGCGGACAUGGACGUUAUUUGCUGGGCAAGUGCAAAUGCGACCGACUGUACUACGGCUCAGUCUGUCAGUUUCGCGACGAAUGUCUGGAGAACAGCGACUGUGGCGCCCAAGGAGUGUGUGUGGACGUGCAGGCAACUACCGCGCCUCGAAGACAGUGCUACUGUCAAUUGGGAUGGUUCGGGCCCGGAUGCAACAAGCGCUCUCCGGUAAAAUCCACCGAGAUUGACUUCGAACUCUAUACCGAAAAAAAGCUGUCCGACACUUUUAUGCUAUAUUGGAGGAUCCUGAAGGAUCAUCGGGAGCUGGAAGCGGUUCUGGUAGUCAAUGGAACCAGCUACGCGGCCUUGGGCUGGAGACCGCGCGGUCUGACCAAGAGCUGCAAGAAUUUCCCGCAAAUUGGCCCCGUGGGCCAGGCGGAGCCUUCUGCCGAGGCAGAACCGAAAAGCGUGCCGGAGCCCGCCAGUGAGCCUGCGAGCGAACCGGAACCGGAACCGGCCUCAGAACCGGAACCCACCACAACUGAGAAGCAGAAAAAAUCCACCUUCAGUAGGCGAUCGGCUGCCGUGCCGGCGUCUCCAAUUUACCACGACGUGGACAAGGUGGAGACCAGCGUGUCUUUCCAAGUCAGCAAAAAAUCAGGACGCAGUAAAAGAGAGACGGACGAAG
This is a messenger RNA of Dendroctonus ponderosae (mountain pine beetle), 1714 nucleotides long. RefSeq lists its product as uncharacterized. NCBI's taxonomy places the organism in Eukaryota, Metazoa, Arthropoda, Insecta, Coleoptera, Curculionidae. The record is from RefSeq and is a predicted model, not a curated record.